Messenger RNA from Chiloscyllium plagiosum (whitespotted bambooshark), 1418 nucleotides. RefSeq names its product tRNA splicing ligase complex subunit 2 (gene tslig2). Gene Ontology annotation, cellular component: tRNA-splicing ligase complex. NCBI's taxonomy places the organism in Eukaryota, Metazoa, Chordata, Chondrichthyes, Orectolobiformes, Hemiscylliidae. Gene Ontology annotation, biological process: embryonic morphogenesis. The record is from RefSeq and is a predicted model, not a curated record.
GCAGUAACCCAUACCAGGCUGCUCCACGCUCUGAAUGUGACGUCGGGACACUGAUUGGUGGAGCGAAGGUCACGUGGCACUGGCAUUCUGGGAGGUUCUGAAGAUGGCGGUUAUGGCAGUUGGAAUGAGGGAAUUGGAUUCGCAUUUGCUGUUGCAUCCGGAGCUUCUGUCUGGGGACUUUCUCCUGCAGCUCCUGGAGCAGAGAAAAAUACCUACUGAGAACCUGCAUGAAGCUCAGAAGGAUCAGAUUGUUGAAGUGUACGUUCAGCAUGUCAUUCCACUGCCGCAGAGAGAGCUGCCCAAGAGUAGAUGGGGGCGAAUGAUGGCUGAGAAAAGAGGUCAACAAUCCAUGUGUAUUGCACAGAUUAAAAGACCAACAAUGGAGGGCUCGAGGAAAAGACCACUUAUUGUGUUUGAUGGCAGCUCUACAAGCACGAAAAUAAAGCUCAAAAAAACCGAAAAUACUAUGGCAGAUCAGCUAAAACAGUUGCCGACAGGAAAUAUGGGUACCACCCACAUGAAUAAACUAUCUGUCCAGCCAAGUGGCACAAAUAUUCUGACCGAUAAUAAUGUGGUCAAAAGUCCAGUUCAAGGUGUUGUACCUAGCAAUGAUAUGGUUACCAUGAAACAUGGAGGUGUUAUGCCUUUGAAAACCUCUCCAUUGCCUUAUCCAACAUCUGGAGGCACCAAUCCCAUAAAACUAAAGCGAGCACUUGCAAAAGAUGGAGAGGGAGAUGCACCAGUGGAGUUAAGAUCUACAGAGCCAAAGAAAAAGAUUCAACAUAUUACCUGGCCGUAAGGUCUGACAGUCCUGUUUUUACAGAGAAGGUGUUACAUUUACAUUUUGAUGUCAUGCCAACUAGCCUGUUGGAAAUGGCAGACUGGAAAACCAACUGGGAAUAAGGCAUCCAUUAAGCAGUUAAUCGAUGUCCAUGAUCCAUUUUGGUUCUGUAAAAUAGACCAGCCAGUGAAGUAAUAUCUUUCACUGAACAAUUUUAUACUAUGAUACAAAUUAUAUACUUCAAAACAGUUUUGGAUAUCGUUGCUUUCUGUUUGUGAAAGGAACAAAUUCACUUGAAUAGAAAUAGGAAUAUUCUGUCAGUCACGAAUCAGGUAUAAUGCAUCUCUUUAUGCACAAUUUACACAAGUCUGCAUUUAACAAUCUAUAUGUUUGGGCUAAAUUUGAGACUUUUAAAUACCUUUUAAGCUUAAAAAAAGUCACAUCUGAUUCUGUUAACAAUGCACUGUAGUUUCCCAGAUAUUGUCAUUUUCCAAUCUUAAGUCAUGAGAAAAUAUGGCACUUUAGUGUUGGCAACAAAAGUCUCUGCAAAUAAAAACAAUAGAAAUCAACUACAGGUAUUAUGUACUAAUGGAAACUUAUGCCUCUUUAAUAAAUCCAGUGUGGAUGAUCUUUAUGA